UUCGCCAAUGUUCACCUUCGCUCUCCGUCUCUCUCGUUCCCUGUUUGGCGAAUGAUUACCAAUAAAGAUUCAGUUCAAACUCAGAUUCUAGAAGCUCGCCAGUUGUUUCCAUUUAGAGCUUAUAAAGAUGUGCAAUUACUCCAUUAUACUGUACCGCCUCAAGUUACUUUUGCCAGCUUUCAGUAUAAAGCUAAUGGGAGUUUCAACUGUCCUGCCAAGACUAUUGCUAUAUACUUGCAGUAUGGCAGCUAUCCAGUUAUGAAUUUGCAGAAUGCUACAUAUCCAGACCAUUUUGCUGUUCAAAGAUUAUAUCUUUAUAAUCUUACAUUGCUUUCUAAUUUUGUUCCUGUAAUGUUAAAUAUCUCAAAUCCUCUUCCUGGAAAUUGGUAUGCUGCUGCAUUUUUAAUUGAAAAUACUGACAGAAUUGCACAAAAGGGUCUCUUUACGCCAUGUCUAAGUUGGUUAUCAUCAUCACUCAAAGUUAAUGUUGUAUCUGAAGUGACUGAUUUAUUACAUCAACAAACCACGGUCCAAAAAGUAAAUGGAAGUCAAAUUUACAGAUUUUUUGGAUCAAAAAAUAGUUGGAUUAGUGAAAUAUCCAUAAAGGAUUGCUUGCCCAAUGAAUUUGGAAAUUGCCCCGCUGUUAUUAGAGCUCGCCAGUUGGGACUGCCAUCAGCAUCUCAUGAAUCUGUAGAAACACAUUGUAAUGACUCUAAUAAUUGCAAUCUUAAGAUUAUUCCAAUAAUAAAUGAUUGGAAUUAUAUUUCAAUUCAUAGUUUAGUUCCGGAACUGAAGUUUAGUUUAACUAUAAAUACUGAAAGUUGUGCUGACUUGCGUUUAUUUGAAGACGAAUCUUUAGAGAACCAAGAAUCUUUUAAUGAGAUAGAUGCUACUGAUGUUGCAAAUUUUAAUGACAAAAAUGAAACAAACAGUUUUAGGGUUAACUCGUGUUGGCUUAAUAUUCCUCUAACUCGUAUCUCGUUACCUACAAAUUUGGCAUUUGAAUAUAAUCUCCCUCCUGAUGAAGAUGAUUCUUAUCCAUUUGUGCUCAACAUUUCCAAUUCCAAGUACACUCUUACAAGUUUUGAAGUGUUUUCAACAGUCGAUAUUGGUGGAACACUUGUCAUUGAAUUAGCAGUUACACCUCUAAUGAACCUUUCACACAUCAAUGUUACUGUACUUGGAUGUUUAUCAUAUGGCAUCAGACCAAGCUUUGAAGAUGUCGAUUGUAUAGAGGGAAGAUCAUUGUCUGUGAAUACUUCAUCAUGGGAACACCGUUUUUCAAAUAUUUUUGUGCCCUACCCUGAAGCAGGAACAUGGUAUCUUCGAUUGAAAACAUUUUGUUAUUCCAUAGAGCCUGGAAAUUCAAGCAUUUCUCCUGCCAUAUGUGACUUACCCAAAACAUCAGUGUUUCUAAGAAUAAGGUCAACACCUUGCAUAUUAGGUCAUUGUGGGUCAUAUGGAACAUGCUAUCAAUAUGUCAGUGGUGGUUUGAUCUUCAGCACUUGCAAUUGUAUAGCUGGUUGGAAAGGCUGGGGCUGUACAGACAACAGUUCUGCUCGAUCUGAUGGAGAGCUCAUUCUUGAUGUUUUGCUACUUACCUUGAGUAACCUCCUCUUCCUACCUGCAAUAGUUCUGAGUAUCUACAGAAAAUAUUUUACUGAGGCAUUUGUGUACUUUGCUACUAUGGUUUCUUCUUCUUUUUAUCAUGCUUGUGAUGCAGAAGUAUAUUCUUACUGUUUAAUACGGUUGAGUGUUCUUCAGUUCUGUGAUUUUUAUUCUGCCAUACUCUCUGUUUGGGUUACAUUGAUUGCAAUGGCAAAAUUGCCAUAUCAAAUGCAGUCAUUUAUCCACAUGGCUGGAGCUGUUGGAGUGGCAUUGGGUGUUGAGUAUGAUAGAACUGGACUAUGGGUCUUUGCAUUGCCUGCUGGUAUGGGCCUUGUAAUUCUCUUGACGUCUUGGGUAACACGUUGCUACAAGAAACGCUUAUGUUACCCAGCUCGUAGAAUCUGGCUUUCUUGCCUACUUCCUGGUGCAGUAUUAGCAACUUCAGGACUGGUUAUUUAUGCAUUUUUUGAAACUAAAGAUAAUUAUCCAUUCGUCCACAGUGCUUGGCAUGCUACUAUUGCAUUAUCCAUUUUGUUUCUGCUCCCGAAAGGUAAAUCAGAUUGUAAAAACACACCCGAACCUACUAGUACAUGUAGUUAUAUAAGAGUUGGAGAUAUCCCUGAUCUUUCACAUCCAGUGGGUACUCCUUAUGCACAAUUGUUAGCUCCAACUCCAUAAUAAACUAACUCUGCAAAUAGUCAUCACUCACAUGUUAAAUUAUGACAUAUGUUUUCAGGCCAUUAUAUUGCUGGUUUUGCUCCAUUUUAAUUAUUAAUGUUUUUUAAAUUUUGUCAUCAAUCACAUUGUUGUGCAUCCUAUUUUUGCAUGAUAAAAAUGUUUAAAAUUAAUGUUGCUUAUCAUAGUCAGAUAUUAAUGUAAAAGAUUCAUUUUUUAAUGAUUGGACAGUUUGACACCCUGUGAAUUUUUCUUUGAUAUUUAUGUAGGCAUUAACUAGUGGACAAAGUUUCCUUUUGAGCUGCUUAAAU
This is a messenger RNA of Uloborus diversus, 2594 nucleotides long. Its product is annotated as post-GPI attachment to proteins factor 6-like. The record is from RefSeq and is a predicted model, not a curated record. Lineage: Eukaryota; Metazoa; Arthropoda; Arachnida; Araneae; Uloboridae. Bases 52 to 2286 code for a protein of 744 amino acids. The transcript has 11 exons. Gene Ontology annotation, cellular component: plasma membrane.